Molecule: messenger RNA, 294 nt
Organism: Nezara viridula (southern green stink bug)
Lineage: Eukaryota; Metazoa; Arthropoda; Insecta; Hemiptera; Pentatomidae
Source: the annotation of a GenBank genome assembly
AUGGAAGGCGGUAGAGCACCUAUUCUUCUUUCUGAAUUGAAUAUUAAUACUGCUGGUUACUUGGAUAUCGAUAUUAGUCUUGUGAAUGACAAUCCCCCUAGAAGGGUGGUUACUAAUGUUUUCAGAAUAGUGAAAGGUGGACAAAGAAUUCUUACAUCUAAAUAUAUAAAAUUUGAAGAUGAAGAUAGUGACUUUGAUGCAAGUAAUUUAGUUUAUACUGUUAAAAGAGGAAAUGGUGUUUAUUCAUCUUCAACCAAAACACAAAUAUUGCAGUUUACACAGGUUAAUAUUUAG